GUCGCUGCCGCUGCUGCAGAGGCUCCGGCCGCGGCAGAGGGUCCCGCCGCCCCUCGCCAUCCUCGCCAUGCUGCCGGCGCUCCUCCGCCCGGGACAGCGGCUGCUGUCCUUCCCGCCGCUGCGCCCGCCCGCCCCGCGGGGAGCCGCGGCCGCCGGGGAUCCCGCCCGGAGCCCGGGCACCGCCCGCGCUGAGCAGGCUCACAGGGUGGUUGCAAGUUACAAACCUUCGAAGUUUGACAAAAAAAUCCUUCUGUGGACUGGACGUUUCAAGACAGAAGAAGAGAUUCCUCUGAGGAUCCCGCCAGAGAUGCUAGACAAGGCAAGAAACAAAGCUCGAGUGAAAGCCUGUUACAUCAUGAUUGGGCUCUCGAUUAUUGCCUGUUUUGCAGUGAUUGCUUCAGCUAAGAAGGCUGCUGCACGCCACGAGUCCUUAACAAGCUUAAACUUGGCAAAGAAGGCCAAGUGGCGGGAGGAGGCUGCGCUGGCCGCGGAGGCGAAGACAAAAUAACUUCAUCUGAGAUGCUGAAUGUCCUCGGAAGAGCAAAAUUAGCUGCUGCUGAGAGCAAUUAGUGAGUUUCACCCCUAAAUGGACAACUGUAGCCAGUGAGGGUAGCUACAGCAUCACAAAAAGAAAGGGAAAAUCUUUUUCAUUAGGAAUAUAUUCAGAAUACUUGUUGCAUAUAAUUAAAACUAUUUAGAAUGUUUUGCAUAUGAUUAAAAGCAGUAAUUAGUUUUAAAGGAGAUGAGGCAAUUUCCUAAGAAUGCCAAUUACCUUUGGUUAGAUAACUACAAAAUAUUUAAACCCAAUAAGUUUUCUGUUUGUUGAUAGUGCAUAGCUUUUCAGUGCACAAAUUGCCACUUGGAACUCAUUGGCAUCAAUGCUGUAUUCAAAAUGGUACUUGCAUUUUUCAGUUUUAAGAAGCAACACUUAUUGAAUCACUAAAUAAGUACAGUAAACAUCUGUAAAAUAGGUUUUAUUGGUUUCUGUAUGGUAUUUGGAGAUUUAACAUUCCAUAAUAUUGCAUACUACUUAUAUGUGUUCUCUUACAGUAAUGGGCCUUUGGCCUGGAUUUAAAGAUGCACUAUUACUAUCUGAAGUUAAUACAGGUAAUUUAGUUUCCACGCUUUAUAUGAAGACAUAAGUAAUUAUCAUUUCUCAUUCCAGAUUUCAGUGAAAUCCUGAGGUCACAGUUUAAGUCCAUGUAUCAAUUUGCAAACCUAUUACAAAAUCCUCAGUCGUACAAUUUAAUAAAUUUAAACCAACUGAGAAUUAACCAUGGAGGAAAGACAAUAGUGCAUCUUUACUAUGUUUUUAAAGACAGGCCCAACAAUAAAUAGUUUCCAGUUGCAAACUUGUUCUAGAGCAAACAUUUCUGUGCCAACAUUAUUACUAUUUUCUGAUUGCUGCUAGCAACAGAGUGUAAAGCAAAUACUAGAAAAUUAAAAAGCUAUAUGAACCAGUCCUCAGACAAAAGUGCAAUGACAAAAAAUUAGAUAUGAUUCAGUGUAACAGGAGUAGGGAACUAAUAAAAAAAUCUUAAACUCUGCAUAGUUGCAUAGAUUAGCUAGUUAGUAUUCACAUUUAAGCAGAACAAAUGGUACCCUUUUAAUUAAACUCAAACUCCUGUAUUUUUAAACAGACUUUGUAACUGAUGGGGCACUUCAUAUUGCAUAUAAAAUGCCAAACUUAGAGAUUUUCAUAUCACAGUUUUAUUUUGUUUCUCUCUCCAAACUGGUUUCAUCUGUUUAGGUAACAUCAUCAUUAUUGUGCCCCUACCUGCAAAUGAGUACAUCAGAACUGACCUUAAGUCAUAAUCUCUGGUUUUAUUUUGUUCAUUUAUGUGCUUUUAACAAAGCAUGAUAUAAAUCCAGUGAUAAAAUAGGAGAGACCAUCCUGUAUGUAUGUCCUUUAAAGAAUUUUCAUUAUUAUGUCUUAACAAUAUCAGGGUAAACCAAAUGUUGAGUUUAAAUAAGGAUUUUUAUUAUCCUAAUCCAUCAAUUUUAGUUCCCUUUCAAACUGUUCCAUUUAAAUGUAUCAGAGGCAUGAAAUAUAGUUUGUCUAAAUGUGUAAAGUGCAGUCACUAACCAUCCACAAGAUAAAAUAAUAUAUCCACACAACUGAAGACAUUCUUUCAAAACAAAUAUAAUACUUUAAAUGUCCCCUCUUUUCUUAAUUUUCAAGUCUUUCAAUUAAGAUUUUCAUAGUUCAGAUUUGGUUUAAAUAAGAGAGGCUUAUAAAUAUAGUUUUACAGGGUUCUCCAAAUAAAAAGCAGGCACAGCUGGUUGUUAUCAAAACAAGGUUGUUAGAAACAAAGGAAUACCCUGUUACCUGAAUAAUUUUCUCACACUAGAACACUGAAAUUCAGCAUUUCCUAGCAAUCUUGGUAGAUUUCCAUGAUUGUUACCCUGUUCUUUGAUAGAUGGGGAGUGGGGAAGCCACAGGAAAGAAUGAAGGUUGGUUGUAUGAAAACCUAAAACUAUGAGAGUAGAAAGGGCGUAAGUACAAUCACCUAACAUUAUAUGAAAAUUUGGCAGCUGUACUCAAUAUUAUCACACUAUUCAAAACUGUUGUAUGCUGUACAAAUCUAGGUUUAAAGUGUCAUUUGCUAAAAUAUUUCAUUGUAUUCAGAGCUAAUAAAGUAACAGCACUCCUAUAUACACUUCUUACACUUCUAUCUUCCACUAAAAAGACUUCAAAGGGAGGUUGCUUCCCUCCCAGUAAUACCUUAGUCAAAACUGACCAUAAAUUUUAGAAAAUCCACUUCAAGUCCCACAUUCAAUUACAAUAUAGAAUAUAUUGCUGUAACAUCAAAGUGAAACAUCUUAAAAUCUUAACUUGCACGUAAAAAAAAUUCUAAAUAUAAAAUGGUACUGUAAAUGAUACCACCUUUAACCUGUAUUUUUCAGUGCAUUAAAAUAUUAUUUAGUGACAAGCAUAGUGCCUUGGGUAAGUGACUUGAAGUUUGAAUUGCAGCUUUUUAUGAAGCAUGAAAUGCUCUCAUAUGUCACAGAUUUCACUUAACCCAGGAGUUUGAUGUUAAUACAUUAAUUACAGGUAAUAAAAAAUAGCAAUACUUCAGAGUUAACCCAAAGUAUUAAUUUCUCCAAAUGAGAUAUAUUAAUACACCAGAAACACUACUUAUAUGCAAGUCAAAGCAGAGAAUACAUUUUUCUGUACUCAAAACUGUUAACAUAAAUAUUAGAAUUCUAUUUCUUUUAGUGUUUAACAGCAAACACUGUAUAUUGUAGAGCCUAAAUAUUUAGAUGACAAUAACUUCUAGUUAGUUUUGGUGUCCACAUACUUAAUGCUAUUUACAGUACAACAAACUUUUCCUUCAACUGGAGUGAUUCACUAUUCAUUUUUCACUGCAGUAUUUCUAUUAUCUUACCAAAAGCAAACCAAAUUCAUUAACCUAAGGAACAAUUCAAGUGGCAAUAGCAUACUUGGUCAAAAAACAACACCUACUGUCUAAACUUUUAAGAAGCUAUUGUACUAAAAGGCAAACAUUGCAAUGUUUCUCAAACUAAAGUGGUGUUACCACAUCUGGACAGAAGACAA
Oenanthe melanoleuca is the source of this 3559-nucleotide messenger RNA. It is a transcript of the gene FAM162B, whose product is annotated as family with sequence similarity 162 member B. The transcript is spliced from 4 exons. Bases 68 to 508 code for a protein of 146 amino acids. The record is from RefSeq and is a predicted model, not a curated record. Lineage: Eukaryota; Metazoa; Chordata; Aves; Passeriformes; Muscicapidae.